Manis javanica (Malayan pangolin) is the source of this 1628-nucleotide messenger RNA. It is a transcript of the gene TLNRD1, whose product is annotated as talin rod domain containing 1. The record is from RefSeq and is a predicted model, not a curated record. Lineage: Eukaryota; Metazoa; Chordata; Mammalia; Pholidota; Manidae. Gene Ontology annotation, molecular function: actin binding.
GGGUCGCGCUGCCUGAAGCCCACGUGCGCCGCCGAGCCCGGGCUGGCUGACAGCGGGGCCCGCCCGGGCCGCCGCCCGCGCUCCUCCCCGAGGAAAGGAUUUUGAUUUCAAAGAAAGGAAGGAAGGAAGGACAACUCCCAGCUCCCCCGCCCGCGCCGGCGGCCGGCCGGGCCAUGCCCAGGAAGGCGACGGCGGCCCAGCGGCAGGGACUUUCCUGGCAGCCCGGCGCCGACGAGCGCGCCCCGUGAGUUUGCCGCGCUCGGUUCAUGCUUCCUGCAAGGCCCCCGAGAGGCCGAACGCCACAGCCCCUCCCCGCGCCCCGAAGAGCCUCCCGCGUGCCCUGGCCCUCGGGCCCGCCCCGCGUCUGCCGGGCUCCGGCCGCCGCAGCCCAGCGCCGGCCGCCCACGGCGGUGAAUGGCAUGAUGGUGCGGGGCGGGCGCCGCGGCCCAGGCCAGCUGAGUCGCGAAGGCCGCGGGGGCGGCGGCAGUGGCGGAGGUAGCGGGCUCCCCCUCGGCAUGCCAGUGCCCCCCGGGCGCGAUGGCUAGCGGCAGCGCGGGGAAGCCCACUGGCGAGGCGGCUUCUCCGGCUCCCGGGAGCGCCGUCGGUGGAGCCUGCUCGCAGCCGCGGAGGAGGCUGGUGUCCGUCUGCGACCACUGCAAGGGCAAGAUGCAGCUGGUGGCCGACCUGCUGCUGCUGUCGAGCGAGGCGCGCCCCGUGCUCUUCGAGGGCCCUGCCGCCCCGGGGGCCGCCGCCGAGUCCUUCGAGCAGUGUCGGGACACCAUCAUCGCGCGCACCAAGGGGCUCUCCAUCCUCACCCACGACGUGCAGAGCCAGCUCAACAUGGGCCGCUUCGGGGAGGCGGGGGACAGCCUGGUGGAGCUGGGCGACCUGGUGGUGUCGCUGACCGAGUGCUCCGCCCACGCGGCCUACCUGGCGGCCGUGGCCACGCCGGGGGCGCAGCCCGCGCAGCCGGGCCUGGUGGACCGCUACCGCGUGACGCGCUGCCGCCACGAGGUGGAGCAGGGCUGCGCCGUGCUGCGCGCCACGCCGCUGGCCGACCUGACGCCGCAGCUGCUGCUGGAGGUGUCGCAGGGCCUGUCGCGCAACCUCAAGUUCCUGACGGACGCGUGCGCCCUGGCCAGCGACAAGUCCCGGGACCGCUUUUCGCGCGAGCAGUUCAAGCUGGGCGUCAAGUGCAUGAGCACGAGCGCGUCGGCGCUGCUGGCCUGCGUGCGCGAGGUGAAGGCGGCGCCCAGCGAGCUGGCCCGCGGCCGCUGCGCGCUCUUCAGCGGGCCGCUGGUGCAGGCCGUGGGCGCGCUGGUGGGCUUCGCCACCGAGCCGCAGUUCCUGGGUCGCGCGGCCGCCGUGAGCGCCGAGGGCAAGGCGGUGCAGACCGCCAUCCUGGGCGGCGCCAUGAGCGUGGUGUCGGCCUGCGUGCUCCUGACCCAGUGCCUCAGGGAUCUGGCGCAGCGCCCCGACGGGGGCGCCAAGGUGUCGGACCACAGGGAGAGGCUGCGCAGCUCGGCGUGCGCCGUGUCUGAAGGCUGCACCCUGCUAUCUCAGGCUUUACGGGAGAGGUCUUCGCCCAGGACUUUACCGCCAGUGAAUUCCAAUUCUGUGAAUUAGCA